AUGUCUUUGGCGCUCGCACGGAAGCUUCCUACGUCCAGACUUGGUCCGUUGGCUCGGCAAGCCUUGAGACCUGCCUCGGUGUCGCAGACUAGACUAUUGGCCUCACAGUCUGUCCACCGGGCUGUAAUCAAUACCUCGAAGGCGCAAGGAGUUCAUAUACAUCCAUCUUCAAGGAAAUUUUACACCACACAGCCCAAGAUGGCUAGUACCCCAACAGAGCUGAAGCAAACACUCACCCCUUCGCUCCUCGAGGACAUCCGAACAUUCUGGUUCGACCACCUAAGCGAUGAAAAGUCCCUGAUCCUCCCAGGUCAGAGCGAAAUGAAACGCUGGUUCGCCACAGAUGCAGACUUUGACAAAGCUUGCGUCGCCCAAUUCCAACCAGCCCUGGAAGCAAUCAUCAGCUCAGGCGCAACGGCUACAGACAUCCUAUCAACAGUGGACACAAAGAACCCUCUGACCUGGCUAAGCCUCCUACUCCUCCUAGACCAGGUCCCGAGAAACUGCUACCGAGGUCCGGAAUCCAAAACGGUAUUCACGAGCUUUGAUCCCUUGGCCUGCGAGAUAGCCAUCAAAGCGAUCUCACUUGGGAUUCCAGUUCAGAAUCCAAUCAGGUACAGACUUUCUUAUCGAUUCUGGUUCCAAAUGCCUCUCAUGCAUUCUGAGGAUGUGGGCGUGCACUAUCAGGCUGUGAAAGUGCAUGAGGAGACGGCGAGAGAUAUGGAGGCGUUUUUGAAGGCUGAAAGAGGUUCCUUGGAUGAGGAUGAGAGGGAAUGUUUUGAUGUUCUAUUUCAGAAGAGGGAUUUGAUGAAGGGGUGGUUAGAUAAUACCUUGGACUUUGAGAAGAGGCAUUUGGUUAUUGUUGAGCAGUUUGGAAGGUAUCCGCAUCGUAAUGCGGCGCUUGGGAGGGUUUCUACCGAGGAUGAGGUUAAUUACUUGGACAAUGGGGGCGAAACUUUUGGGUAA
Messenger RNA from Penicillium longicatenatum, 966 nucleotides. Its product is annotated as DUF924 family protein. Gene Ontology annotation, molecular function: protein binding. NCBI's taxonomy places the organism in Eukaryota, Fungi, Ascomycota, Eurotiomycetes, Eurotiales, Aspergillaceae. The transcript is spliced from 3 exons. Bases 1 to 966 code for a protein of 321 amino acids. The record is from RefSeq and is a predicted model, not a curated record.